Messenger RNA from Penaeus monodon (black tiger shrimp), 1329 nucleotides. RefSeq names its product probable acyl-CoA dehydrogenase 6. Gene Ontology annotation, biological process: fatty acid beta-oxidation using acyl-CoA dehydrogenase. Lineage: Eukaryota; Metazoa; Arthropoda; Malacostraca; Decapoda; Penaeidae. The record is from RefSeq and is a predicted model, not a curated record. Gene Ontology annotation, molecular function: acyl-CoA dehydrogenase activity; flavin adenine dinucleotide binding. The transcript is spliced from 8 exons. Bases 1 to 1239 code for a protein of 412 amino acids.
AUGCUGAAGCUUAAUAUUCUGUCCUUCAAAGUAGAAAUUACAUUAGACUACAUAUUAGAUUUUAUGAUUGGCAGUUUGAUUGACACAGAAAUCAACCCACAUGUUGACAGGUGGGAGGCUGAGGGACAGUUUCCAGCCCAUGAGGUCUUCAAGAAGCUUGGACAGGCAGGUUUCCUUGGUGUCACAAAGCCUGAAGAAUAUGGAGGACUUGGCUUGGACUACACAUACAGUGUUGCCAUGGGGGAGGCUCUUGGCAAUGUCACUUGUGGUGCAAUCCCAAUGGCUAUUGCUGUGCAGACUGACAUGGCAACACCUGCACUUGCCAGGUUUGGAAGUGACUAUGUCAAAGAGCAGUUCCUAGCUCCAAGCAUAUCAGGAGACUUGGUCUCGUGUCUUGGAGUAAGUGAACCCUUCGGUGGAUCGGAUGUAGCCAGCUUGAAGACAACGGCCAGGCGAGAAGGGGACGACUUCGUCGUCAAUGGCCAAAAGAUGUGGAUAACAAAUGCUUUUCAGGCUGACUGGAUGUGCCUUCUGGCCAACACCUCACAGGGAGCCCCACACAAGAACAAGUCCCUGAUCUGCGUGCCCAUGGAUACUCCAGGAAUUCAUCUAAACAAGAGGAUUGACAAAAUGGGAAUGCGUUCUUCAGAUACGGCACAGAUUUUCUUUGAGGAUGUGAGGGUUCCUGCAAAGAAUAUCAUUGGCCAAGAAGGAAUGGGUUUCACUUAUCAAUCUCGGGUCAAUAGGGAACUGUUAUUUCAAGAGGAACGUCUGGCUGCAGCUCCCUUGCUCUGGCCCCCCGGGAGUCUGUAUCCGGGGGAAACCUCAAGUAAAAAAGGGACAGAGGGCCUUUGGCACCCCUUCCCAAAAAUCGUACACCCUUCCCCCGGGGGGGCUGAAUUUGGGGGAAAGUUGAGUCCCUGGGUCCUUGCUGAUGGGCAACAGAUUUCAGAGUAUCAUGACUUACACUUCACAUUUUCAGAACUCUAUGUUGGUGGUGAAGAUGUUACCAAAUUGGCAUCCAUGUGUAAACUGAAGAGUGGUCGCCUAGUAAGGGAAAUUUCUGACUCAUGCCUGCAGUUCUGGGGAGGCAUGGGAUUCACAAAUGAGGUUCUAGUGAGUCGUUUCUACCGGGACCUUAGGCUUGUGUCCAUUGGGGGAGGGGCAGAUGAGGUGAUGCUGAGUAUCAUCUGCAAGUAUAUGGGCAUCUUGCCACAGCCACCAAAAAAGAAAAAGUAAACACAGCACUGGAGGACAUGGAUAGAAAAUAAUUUACAGAGAUUAUGACAUGAGUAUUUUAAAAUCAACCUUUUCUUGUCUGUAAUUUGU